AUGGCGGACAAUCAAGCGAACCGGUCGCAUCGGCCGGCUAAGGAGAAGAAGAAAUAUGAAGGAAAGAACCCAAAGGCUUUUGCCUACUCCAACCCUGGAAAGCUCAACAAGCAGGCCGCGCGGUCCUCGGAGGUCAAGGAAAAGAGACUCCAUGUCCCCCAGGUCGAUCGCAUGCCCGAGGAGGCUCCUCCGACGGUCAUUGCGGUUGUUGGACCCCCCGGUGUCGGAAAGACUACCCUCAUCAAGUCGUUGAUUCGUCGUUAUACCAAGCAGACCCUCAGCUCACCCCAGGGUCCAUUGACCAUCGUUACCUCCAAGAAGAAGCGUCUCACAUUCCUCGAAUGUCCCUCCGACUCUCUCGCCGCCAUGAUUGAUGUCUCCAAGAUUGCGGAUAUCGUCCUACUCAUGAUUGACGGUAACUACGGCUUCGAAAUGGAGACAAUGGAGUUCUUGAAUGCUCUGUCUACCAGCGGUAUGCCGGGUAAUGUCUUUGGUAUCUUGACACAUCUGGAUCUGUUCAAGAAACAGAGCACACUGAAGAUGACCAAAAAGCGCCUCAAGCACCGUUUCUGGAGCGAGCUUUACCAGGGUGCCAAACUCUUCUAUCUUUCCGGUGUGAUCAACGGUCGUUACCCCGAUCGUGAAGUGCACAAUCUCUCCCGUUUCCUCUCAGUCAUGAAGAACCCGCGUCCUCUUAUUUGGCGUAACUCCCACCCUUACGCACUGGCAGAUCGCUUUCUGGACAUCACACCCCCAACCAAGAUUGAAGAGAACCCCAAGUGUGACCGUACCGUUGCACUUUACGGUUAUCUCCGAGGCACCAACUUCCCGGCUAAUGGUGCCCGAGUGCACGUGCCUGGUGUGGGCGAUUUGACCGUCUCUGGUAUCGAAGGAUUGCCGGAUCCAUGCCCGACUCCUUUUAUGGACCAGCAAAUCGCCAAAGCAACUGGAAAAUCUUCACGACGCAAGCUGGGCGAGAAGCAGAAGCUGCUCUUUGCUCCCAUGUCUGACGUGGGUGGUGUGCUGGUCGACAAAGAUGCCGUCUACAUUGAUGUCAGGACAAACACUUUCAACCGGGGCUCAGAUGAUGAGGAGUCAGAUGACGAGAACCGGGGCUUAGGCGAGCAGCUCGUGGUUGGUCUACAGAGCGAGCGUCGCUUGCUUGGUGAGGCUGACCAGGGUGUUCGUCUGUUCCGUGGUGGUGAGGCGAUCUCCAAGGAUGCCGAGGAUGAAGGCACUGGCCGCAAACAGCGGAGACACGCUCGACUAGCUGAUUCUGAGCGCGUCCAAGCUGCAUCAGACGACGAGGAAAUCGAAGACGGUGAAGAUGAGGAAAGUUCUGAUGAGGAUGACGAGGGUGACUUUGACGAAAACGAUGAUGAUGAAGAUGAAGUCGACGUAUCAGCGCCAGCAGACUUCGAGGAUAGCUUCAAGAAAAGACAGAACGCAAACACUGACGGUGAGGACGAUGACGUCGCUUUUGCCGACAGUGACUCCGAUAUUGGCUCUGUCUCCGGCGAUGACCAGGAACUGGAUAGCGAUGAAGACGAUGAGGAUGAAGAGGGCAACGCUCGCUGGAAGGAGAACAUGUUGGAAAACGCCAAAGCCCUCCAUGGCAAGCGGCCAGCCUUCCGCGUCAGUGAUCUGUCUCGCAUGAUGUAUGACGACUCUAUCGCCCCUGCCGAUGUUGUGCAAAUCUGGCGUGGCGAAGACAACGGCGAUGAAUCGGAGGAAUCAGACAUCGAAGCUGAAGAAGCCGACGACUUCUUCAAAAAGACCAACAACGAGAAAGACGAUGAGGCCGAUAUCCGCGCCGUUCCUGAAUACGACUACGAUGAGCUUGAGCGCAAGUGGCGUGAUGAGGAAUUGAUCGAGUCGCUCAAACAGCGUUUCGUUACCGGCAAACUUGGCGGUGGUGGCUCGGACGAUGACGAUGACGAUAUGGACGAUUUCGAUGACGAUUCGGAUGAUGAAGGUGAUGGAGCCUUUGAGGACUUGGAGUCAGGCGAGGUCUUUGACGGAUUCAAGGAUGGUGAUGAGGAUGAGGACGAUGACGAUGAUGAAGAGGAUGCGGAGCCCGAGGGCCCCGUAGACUUGGAAGCUGAACGUGAGCGCAACGCGAAGAAGAAAGAGGAGCUGAAGCUUCGAUUCGAGGAAGAAGAUCGCGAGGGCUUUGGAAAUGCCAAAGACGGGAAUCGUGAUGGUGGCGAUGGGGAGUUCGGCGAGGAUGACUGGUACGAUAUGCAGAAAGCAAAAAUGCAGAAGCAGGUCGAUAUCAACCGCGCCGAGUUCGACAACCUUGACCCAGCCUCUCGCGCUCGUGCUGAGGGUUACAAGGCCGGUACUUAUGCACGAAUCGUUCUGGAGAACGUGCCAUGCGAGUUCGUUGAAAAGUUCAGCCCUCGUUUCCCUGUUAUCGUCGGAGGACUGUCUCCUACCGAGGAUCGCUUCGGAUAUGUUCAGAUUCGCAUCAAGCGUCACCGUUGGCACAAGAAGAUCUUGAAGAGCAACGAUCCCUUGAUUUUCUCGCUCGGUUGGCGUCGCUUCCAGUCCAUGCCCAUCUACAGUACUUCGGACAGUCGGACACGAAACCGUCUGCUCAAGUACACCCCUGAGCACAUGCAUUGUACCGGUGUCUUCUACGGUCCCCUUGUAGCCCCCAACACCGGUUUCUGCUGUGUCCAAUCCUUCUCCAACAAGAAUCCUGGAUUCCGCAUUGCUGCGACUGGUGUGGUUCUCGCCGUGGACGAGCACACCGAGAUUGUCAAAAAGUUGAAACUCACCGGUGUGCCGUACAAGAUUUUCAAGAACACCGCUUUCAUCAAAGACAUGUUCAACUCUGCCCUGGAGAUUGCCAAGUUCGAGGGUGCUUCAAUUCGUACAGUCUCUGGUAUCCGUGGUCAGAUCAAGCGAGCUCUCAGCAAGCCCGACGGCUACUAUCGUGCUACUUUCGAGGAUAAAAUCUUGAUGAGUGAUAUUGUUUUCCUGCGCGCUUGGUACCCGAUCAAGCCGCACCGCUACUACAACCCUGUCACCAACCUGCUCGACCAGACCGAAGAAGCUGGCGGUUGGCAGGGUAUGCGGUUGACCGGUGAGGUCCGCCGUGACCAGGGAAUCCCUACCCCCAUGAACAGUGAUUCAGCCUACCGCAAGAUCGAGCGACAGGAACGUCACUUCAACCCGCUACGUGUGCCCCGCCAGCUAGCCGCCGACCUUCCCUACAACUCCCAGAUCACCAAGAUGAAGGCCAACAAGGAGAAGACCUACAUGCAGAAGCGUGCUGUCGUUCUUGGUGGUGAAGAGAAGAAGGCCCGCGAUCUCAUGCAGAAGUUGACUACUAUGCGGAAUGAGAAAUCGGCCAAGCGUGCUGCUAAGCAGGAAGAGCGGCGCCAGGUUUACCGCGCCAAGGUUGCUGACAGUCUGGAGAAGAAGGCUGCCCGCGAGAAGAGAGAGAAGAAUGACUACUGGCGCAAGGAGGGCAAGAAGAGAAAGAACGAUGAAGAUGGCGGUGGUGGUGGAAAGAAGCGCAGAUGA
This is a messenger RNA of Penicillium odoratum, 3534 nucleotides long. Its product is annotated as GTPase BMS1. The coding region runs from base 1 to 3534 and encodes 1177 amino acids. NCBI's taxonomy places the organism in Eukaryota, Fungi, Ascomycota, Eurotiomycetes, Eurotiales, Aspergillaceae. The transcript is spliced from 4 exons. Gene Ontology annotation, biological process: endonucleolytic cleavage of tricistronic rRNA transcript (SSU-rRNA, 5.8S rRNA, LSU-rRNA); maturation of SSU-rRNA from tricistronic rRNA transcript (SSU-rRNA, 5.8S rRNA, LSU-rRNA); ribosome biogenesis. Gene Ontology annotation, cellular component: nucleus; 90S preribosome. The record is from RefSeq and is a predicted model, not a curated record. Gene Ontology annotation, molecular function: GTPase activity; GTP binding; U3 snoRNA binding.